ACCUCACCAGCCAAUUCCUCUCUUCAUCCCUCCUUCACUGGCCAAAUGCGCUUCUAUAGGACCAGGUCCAGACGUAGUCUGUUUGCAGCAUUUCUAUGCUUAGUUGCAGCCGUCUUGAUUUUCCUUUGUCUGUUCUCAUGCAGCUCGCCAAGCAUGCUCCGCAUUUACUUCUUGAAAUUCACAAGUGGGGCUAUCGAUGUGUACUAUGGGUGGCGGUACCAUUGCAUAGUGCAAGCGGGUCAGACGGCCUGUUAUUUUGACAACGUUAUUUUAUACCCAAUAGAUACUUUUACAGCGAACCUGUUCAACGCUACCUAUCCACAGAUGUUUGCUGAUCAGAUUACUAUGGACCCAGCAACCCAACCAUUAUUCACAGCUACGCCUCUUCAUAACCCUCAAAUUGUCGCAGCUGCUUUCCUCUGUUUGAUCUGCUCUAUCAGCGCCCCAUUGGUGGCCAUAGCCCGAGUCACCACCAAAAAAGUCGAGGACAAGGCUUACGCACGAGGUUUUUUGGCCCUAUUGGGUGCAGCCCUGGCCAUGAUUCUUCUGACCUUGGUAUCCAUGCUUUAUGAUAACGGCAAGCAGAUCCUUAACUUGGAGUUUCCCCAUAUUCAAGCCGAUACAGGCAACGGCAAAUCCAUCGUAGGUAUCACGUUUGGCUUACUCUUUGCUGCAUCGGCACUCUUGUUGCGAGGAUGUUUCGAAGAAACCGAUAGUGGGUAUAGUGAGUUGUAGUGAAGCUACAUGUGCAAACACGACGGGUUGAUAUUGGAUUCUUUG
Umbelopsis ramanniana AG is the source of this 780-nucleotide messenger RNA. RefSeq lists its product as uncharacterized. The record is from RefSeq and is a predicted model, not a curated record. Bases 46 to 735 code for a protein of 229 amino acids. The transcript is spliced from 2 exons. NCBI's taxonomy places the organism in Eukaryota, Fungi, Mucoromycota, Umbelopsidomycetes, Umbelopsidales, Umbelopsidaceae.